GAGUCAUUUAUCGCUGUUUCUCUCUCGUCCCCUCCGCGUUCUUGUCUCCGGUUUGAAAACUUUCCCUAAAGAACACGGAUCUCAACAUCCUCCUAAAUAAAUUAACCAGUUGUAAUCAAUAACCGUUUUGUUUUGCCUGGAACUUAAAGAAGGAGUUAGUGCCAUUUUGUCUCCUGUGUCGGUGCAUGACGAAUCUCGGUGCGCAACGAACCAAACUGUACCGCAGAACGUGCCCGGUGCGUCCGCACUUGUCCUUUGUGUCCGGAACAAACUGAGAGAAAAUCCUGACGGAGGUGGACUGAACCUACAUCUACACUGACAGUCCGUUUUCUUUUCUCCUCUAGUUUACGACUUUGCGUGCGUCUCAGCUCAGAAGAUAAAACAGAAGCCCACAUCUCAUUCCUCAACAAGAAGGGACAUGGACAUACCAGCCAGCGCUGAAAGAAUGAGAUGUAGAAUGGGGAUGUAGAUGAAAAAAUCCAUUCACAUCACAAACUCUACAAAGGGCGCAGAAGGAACAAUCGAAUCAUUGUUAAAUAUUGAAGGAAGUAAUGGAAGAAGGAACAGACACAGUGAGCUGAGGAUUCGGCUGCAAGACUAAAAAGCACACGUCAGAUGUUGAACGCCUCACGUCUGAAGGAAGUCCGUCCAACACGCCCAUGAAUACAACAAAACACUGGGGUUGCUAAUCCAAGGGUGCAUGUGAUCAAAUCAGCAUUCGGCACAUGUAGAUGGAUGAUGCUGAUCCCUCACUCUGGAGGUGUGGAGUGACAGAUGACAGAGGGAUUGGUACAGCAGGAGAGAACGCAAGCAGCAACGUCGGAAAGGGUCACUGCCGCUGGUAAUGGAAAACAGCAGCAAAGGUCAGGUACAUCGAUUGGGAGGCGAGGAGAAAUCAACCUGUUUAUCAACUCUGACCUAAAAGAAGUAAAGCCACAUGCAACACCUCAGCCACAGCAGCAAGAUUUACAGCUGAUUGAUACCCAUCAAACUUAUUUGCAAGAUCUGGCGGUGGGAGCAGACAGCAGGCAGCAACCAUGGAUAUGAAUAAACCAAUCUUCAGCUCUGAAAUAAAAACUCUUAAACAAUCAGUUCCACCAAGGUGUGGAUGUGACUGAACACCACGAACCAAACAACGUUUUGGCUCAUCGUACACCUCAAGAACUUGUCGCCAAUGACUUUUUGGCAAGAAACGGGAGAUUUAAAUCUCAGGGAACAAUUUGAGGCUAUUUGCAGCUAGCAAGACUUUAUUGGAAUACAAUAUAAAUUCAAGAACACUUGUAACUAGUUCCUCCCAAUCCCUGUUAUAAGUCUCUAUCAAUGCUGAGCGCAUCUCGCUCUCCAAAUUCUUCUUCCCUCUGCUGGUGAAGAAGAUGAAUUAAAACCUCCACCCUCCAGUAGGGUAAGGGUCUUCUAUUGGGAUGGGCGGCCCAGCAAGGGCUCUUCUUGGGGGUUUCAGCACCACCACUUCUUCCGUGGAGGUUGGAGGUCGGAUGGCUUGGCCAAGCAACAGUCCCCUGGACCUGAACCAAACCCUGUCAUGGGAGAUAGGCCUUGGAGGCAGCGGUGGAGGUGCGGCAGCCAUGAGUGCAGGUCUGGAAAAUUUUACCCAAGAGUCCAUCACCAGGGCGGUGAUGAAAGAGAAAAACUGGCCGGCACUGCUCAUACUUGUCAUCAUCGCACUGACGAUUGGUGGAAACAUCCUAGUGAUCCUAGCAGUGUCACUGGAGAAGAAGCUCCAAAACGCCACCAACUUCUUCCUGAGGUCACUGGCCGUGGCGGACAUGCUUGUAGGCAUCCUGGUAAUGCCAAUCUCGCUCAUCAACAUCCUCUAUGACUACGCCUGGCCUCUCCCCAGCGCUCUGUGUCCGAUCUGGAUCUACCUGGACGUGUUGUUCUCCACCGCCUCCAUCAUGCACCUGUGUGCCAUCUCUCUGGACCGAUACGUUGCCAUCCGCAACCCCAUAGAGCACAGCCGAUUCAACUCCAGAACCAAAGCUAUGAUGAAGAUCGCCGCUGUUUGGACCAUAUCUAUAGGUGUGUCGAUGCCUAUCCCAGUUAUCGGCCUCCACAACAAGGACAAGGUCUUCGUCAACGACAGCUGUGUCCUCAACGAGGAACGCUUCGUGCUCAUUGGCUCCUUCGUGGCCUUCUUCAUCCCGCUGGUCAUCAUGGUGGUGACAUACUGCCUCACCAUACAGGUGCUCCAGAGGCAGGCCACUGUCUUCCUGUACGAGGCAAAGACUUCCUCCAAGCAGCCUUUGCACACACCAGCAAUGACAAAUACAUUGCAACUUCCUCAGAUCACACUUGCCCCUUCAGACUCACAAGAGUUAAAGCCCACGCCUCCUCAGAGCAGACGAAACACCUUGAGCUGUCUGAAAGGAGCAGAGCCCAGCAUACUGCUCAAGACGCCAGACAGCAUAAGUAUCAUUCCCAGCUCUGAGGUGGCGUCUCAGCUCAGCUCGCCAGCUGCGGGGCAAACGCGGAGCGACACAUCGGGUUGCCAUGGCCGACGGGGGAUGAUGCAGGCCAUAAAAAAUGAGAGGCGGGCCUCCAAGGUCCUGGGAAUUGUCUUUUUCCUCUUCCUCAUCAUGUGGUGUCCCUUCUUCAUCACCAAUGUCACUUUCGUCCUGUGCCGGGGCUCCUGCAAUGCGCCGCUGCUUCAUGACCUCCUCAACGUCUUUGUCUGGGUGGGCUACAUCUCCUCCGGAGUCAACCCUCUGGUUUACACCCUCUUCAAUAAGACCUACAGGAGAGCAUUCUCCAACUACAUAAGGUGCCAGUACAAUAUGGGGGCCAACGCAGCUGGACAGAGUUGCAAAACACUCCUCGUCCCCCCGCCGUGUCCGUCACACAGUGUGACCCCACUUCUGAUGGGCAGUCAUGGGAAAGCAGGCAUGGACCGCAAUAGUAACUGUCGCAACGGUGGUAGGGGCGAUAACGGUAGGCUGACGGUGGACCCAGAUGACAUGACAGAUGACGAGACACAAAUUGGAAUAGUGUCGCAGAGCCUCUCCGAAUGCCACAACAUUGGUAUGCCUUCAGAAAUGGAGCCGGAAACUGAGGUGGAGCGGGAGCUGUCACUCAUCAGCUACAGCCCCGCCUCCAGAGAACACACAAGCAGCGUGUGAUUACAUGCUUUUUGUUGUUUUAUGUCUUCUUUUCAACCUGCAGACGCUGGGCCGAGCAGCGUUUCAGUGAGCUGGUGCUGGGAGCCUACAGCAUUUUGAUUGCUGUAAGUGGGUACUGCUAUUGUGAAAGGACUAGUCUUGUUUGAGGAGCUUUAUCCCCACACUGAAGUGCACUACUUACAAUAAUGAAAAUAAUGUUAGUGAAAUCAGAUUAUGAGAGAAGGUAGCCUCUAAGAUGACUGAGUGAGUGUGGUUUUCCACCACGGUUUUGGAGUGAAAGCCAAUAUUUCAGACGUGUUUGUUUUCUAAUCGGUGUCAAAAUGUUGGUUUUCAGACCUCACAUGGAGAAUAAAAGCAUUUGUUAA
Micropterus salmoides (largemouth bass) is the source of this 3499-nucleotide messenger RNA. RefSeq names its product 5-hydroxytryptamine (serotonin) receptor 2C, G protein-coupled-like 1 (gene htr2cl1). Lineage: Eukaryota; Metazoa; Chordata; Actinopteri; Centrarchiformes; Centrarchidae. The record is from RefSeq and is a predicted model, not a curated record. Gene Ontology annotation, cellular component: dendrite; plasma membrane. Gene Ontology annotation, molecular function: G protein-coupled serotonin receptor activity; neurotransmitter receptor activity. The coding region runs from base 1422 to 3134 and encodes 570 amino acids. Gene Ontology annotation, biological process: chemical synaptic transmission; G protein-coupled receptor signaling pathway, coupled to cyclic nucleotide second messenger. The transcript has 10 exons.